This is a messenger RNA of Solenopsis invicta (red fire ant), 5136 nucleotides long. Its product is annotated as ubiquitin carboxyl-terminal hydrolase 31. The coding region runs from base 64 to 3012 and encodes 982 amino acids. The transcript is spliced from 4 exons. Lineage: Eukaryota; Metazoa; Arthropoda; Insecta; Hymenoptera; Formicidae. Gene Ontology annotation, biological process: protein deubiquitination. Gene Ontology annotation, molecular function: cysteine-type deubiquitinase activity. The record is from RefSeq and is a predicted model, not a curated record.
CAUCGAAUCAGCCAGCCAGCCAGCCAUCGAGCCAGCCAGCCAGCUAGCGAGGUGCUGCUGGCGAUGAAAGCCGCGAAAACCGAUCGCGGCACGUCGGUGAUGAAAUCGGUGUCCGAGGGCGAGCUGGGCGUGGAGGAAGAGGUUAAACCCAGCGCGGAGCCGCGCGGCCCCACGCGGCUCAAGCGCACCUUUACACUGCCGAGAAACCCGUUUCAAAGUGCCAGCAGCAGGAUGUCGCGGCGACGUCCGAAGCAGCAACAGCAGAGCCACGGGGACUCGACGACGACCACCACCGCGACGAGGGACGCCAACAACGGCGCGCCGAGCGCCAACAAGGAGAACAACGCCAACAGGAAUAACAACGCUCGUCACGCGGACGGCGGCGUGCAGCCGCCGUCGGCCCGGCAGAGCGCGAUGACGGGACGGCUGCAUGGCGGCCAUCAGGAUUCCCAGGAUCGACCGUGCGGCAAGAAGGUGUUCCGCCGGCCCUCCUGGAAGAAGUUCAUCAACAAGAUGGUGCGGCACAUGUCGAACGUGGGCACCCAGAGCCACAAGUCCGCCUCGAUGAUCCACCAUCAUCAGCGUUGCAGCGGUGGCGGCGGUGGUGUCGGCGGCGGUGUCGGCGGCGGCGUCGGCGGCGACGACCUCGGCUCGAGCGCGGGCGACAUCCGGGUGCCGCCGCCACGGCCGGCGCACAUCCCGCCCGAUCGCGUGCCGGGUGUCAUAGGCCUACGCAAUCACGGCAACACGUGCUUCAUGAACGCAGUGCUGCAGUGCCUCUCGCAUACCGACAUCCUCGCCGAGUACUUCGUCCUCGAUCAGUACAAGGUCGAUCUGUCGCGCCGCAACAAGCUCAACUCGAAGAAGUACGGCACCAAGGGCGAGAUCACGGAGCAGCUCGCGCUGCUCCUCAAGGCGAUCUGGAGCUGUCAGUAUGACCCGGAGAUGAGCACCGCCUUCAAGAGCGUCGUCGACAAGUACGGCAGCCAGUACCGCGGCAAUCUGCAACACGACGCCCAGGAGUUUCUGCUCUGGCUGCUCGACAAGGUGCACGAGGAUCUCAAUCAGGCGACCAAGAAGAAGUACAAGAUUAUAAAGAACUCGUUCGGCAGACCCGACGACAUCGUCGCCGCCGAGACGCUUGCGAAUCACGUGCGGUGCAACAACUCCUUCGUACACGCCGUGUUCCAAGCGCAAUUCCGGUCUAGUCUGACUUGUCCGAGAUGCCACCGGCAGUCAAACACCUUCGACCCCUUCCUGUGCGUGUCGGUGCCGGUGCCGCAGAAUCAUCGGCAGAUGAAUCUCUAUGUGAACGUCCUCUACACGUCGCAACAGCCGCGGCAAGUCAAGAUCGGCGUGAGCGUGAAUCAGGCGGCCAACGUGAGGGAGCUUCGAGAAAUCUUGGCCAGCGACACCGGCGUAGACGAGAAUCACAUGCUACUGACUGAGAUUCAUGACGAAGGAUUUCACAGAACCUUCUCUGACUGUCAGCCUCUAUCCGUGAUUAUGGAAAACGAUCCACUUUACUGCAUUGAGCUACCGCAAUUGAAGGAACCAACGGAGCAAGCGUAUAUCUUGUUGGUUUGGAUCAACGUUCUCGUGAAGGGGGAUCUGAAGCAACGUUUCGGUAGCCCGUACACGAUGCAGGUGUCACGCGAGACGUCUUACGAGGAUCUGCAGAAACUUCUGCUCAAGGAGAUGCAUAGCACGCUAGCGGACGACGUUCUCACAACCAGCCAAAGUCCAGGACUCUUCAAUAUCCGCGUGGCAGAUCCGGCAGCGACGCCGAUACAAGACGAACAUCCUUGUAUCGAUCCCUGCGUGGAACAUCCACUUUACACGGAGCAGAUCGAGCAAGCGUUGGCGCUCUGCGCCGACGAUUCGGGUCCGCAACAUGUAAAGCUAAUUCUCGAGUGGGACGAGGCCACCAAAUGUAAUAUAAUACAGGACGACAGCGACCAGAUCGAGGAACAUGCAAGCGUGAAACAGUUAAAAACUAAUUCCGAACUGGGCGGCGCGGUUACCCUGGAGGAAUGUUUCGAUCUGUACACGCGAGCGGAGAUACUGGGCGCGGAGGACGCGUGGCAUUGUCCCUACUGCAACAAGAAACAAGAAGUCGUAAAAAAACUGGGUCUCUGGUCAUUGCCCGAUAUAUUAGUCAUACAUUUGAAAAGAUUUCGUCAGCAGUCCAAGCAACGGUCAACGUCCAAGCUGACUAUGCUGGUGGACUUUCCUUUAUAUGGUUUUGAUAUGACACCGCAUCUCGCCCACAAUGGUGUUCAGACGACGCAUAACAACGUCACCAGCCUGGGUGGUCUGGGUUGGUCGCCUUGGAAGAAACCGCGGCCGCGGCAACACAACAUCCCCAAGUAUGACGAGAAUGUCUACGAUCUCUACGCGAUAUGUAAUCAUCACGGGCAGGAUCUGCAAGGUGGACAUUAUACGGCGUUUUGCAGAAAUCCAUACGAUACGCAGUGGUACUGCUUUGACGACACACGCGUGGAAGCGGUUAAUGACACUAAUUUGAUCACAAACGCGGCGUACAUGCUGUUCUAUCAGCGAAGAGGCCUGUCCAAUAACUCCACGGGAAAUUCGUCCGCGGCAUCCACGAGUUCAGCUGGUUCCGGUCUAGAUCACUGGGUGUCGAAAAUGCCACCGUUUUAUUUUAAUAAUAAAAGUACCAGUGAUGUAACGAACAAUAAGCAAAGUAAAUCGCAAGAAAUAUUAUGCCAGGAGAAGAUCGUCGAGGAGAAGAAUAUGACCAACUUCACCAGAGGCUGUGGCAAUUACGCGACUCUGCAGCCUAAGAAGAGGAACGUUGCAACGGAAACCGAUAUCGGACAGAUUGAUCAUUACUCGGACGACGAAGCACCUUGUAGAAGAGAAUGGGCCUCUCCGAAACCCGUGCGAAAGACUUCAUCCAUCACGUUGACGCCACACAUACCGCCAGCAAUAAUUCAAACUGCUAGCAGUGAUCCAAAUACAACAGUGAUACACGAAUCUACGUUGUAACACACAAUUUAAGUCAGGCUGAAAAGUCUGGCUCGAGCAAUGCUCAAUGUACAGUGCCUGGUGUGCCGUGAUGUUUGAAUAACAUCGAGUGGCGAGAUUAAAAAAAAAAAGAAGAAAGACAAUUUCGAUAGAGUAUAUAAAUCCGUUAUUUUUCGAUUACUGGAGUACGAUAUGCUGAGAGACGACGAAAGAUCGUUCUUUCAUCUCGAAUUUAUAUAGAAAACGCUUUCUGAUAUGGACGCCGAAGUGACUGACGGAUUUCAACGGCGCGUGCUUCUCUUCGCGCAUGUUAUUUCAAGAGGUGUAAUAAAUCUUCACGCAGACGUGCGUGAUAUUUCGAACGAUGAGUAUAGAAAUACGAGGCAUUAGUAAUUUUUGUAAUUGUAAUACCGUGUUUGUAAUACAGCUCGCGUGGAUUGUAUUAUAUGAUAGCAGCUAAGAUAGCUUUUUAAAAGAAGACAAAUCUUAUACUCAAUAUAUGAAGAAUUGCGUAUAUUCUUAAGAGAAGAAAAAGAAUUCUCUAGUAUUUAUAUUAUACAAUUAGAUACCUUGAAUGCAAUAGGCAACUAAAUUCUACCUAUGUCCAGAGGAGGGAAUGGAUAUUUCCGGAGCGAUUUAGCGCAGUCGCAGCGCGUCUAUGUUAUGUCAACGCAAACGUCGUUCGCGUCGUGUCAUCAUCUUACAAUGAAAGUAUAUGACAAUAAUGGAAAAAAAAUUUGUACGUUACAAUCCUGCGUUAAAAAUACACACCUCAUUUUUUUUUACAAUUAAUCGUUUCUGGACAUACUGUAGCUACUCGACCGUUGCUUUGAGAAUCUAUGCUUAUAACUGUAAUAUUUAUAUUAUAUCUGUAUCAUCCACUAGUGGCCUUAUCUAAGUAAUUAAUACUGAUACACUCGCGUCACAUUAUUAAGCAUAUUAAUCGUGUAUUACUCACAAGCGUUUUAUUUUAGAUAUUGAGACUGUUUUUUGCGAGAGUCACCGAAAUCGUGUAACGUUAAUUUUGCAAUAUUCUUGUCUGAUUUAGGCAUCUCAUUUAGGAGAAGCACCUGUGAGAGUUAUAGUUUAUAUAUCACAGCCUACAGUCAAGUUCUUCCAAUGACUGUGUGGACUCAGCGCUCCGCUAAUGCGAAAAAAAGGGGCGAUCAACUUUAGAAAACGCUAUGGCUUUUCUACGUAACAAGGAGAACAAGAUAAAUCCACAGUUGGUUUCUUAUCGCGAUUGAAUAUAUUUCAAUCUCCCAAUUUUAACAAUCAUUCCAAUCGGAUAUUGAGUAGAGUACGAACGUGAGAGCAAACGAGAACGUGAUGAAAGCAAGAAUUUAUAAAUAAAUAAAAUAUAUAUAUAUAUAUAUAUAUAUAUAUAUAUAUAUAUAUAUAUAUAUGUAUAUAUAUGUAUAUGUAUGUAUGUAUGUAUGUAUGUAUGUAUAUGUAUAUAUGUAUGUAUGUAUGUAUAUGUAUAUGUAUAUGUACACAUACAAGAUUAUAUGAGUGAAAGAUGUUUAAGUUAUUUUAUUAAUUAACAUUUUAUUACUAGUCACAUGUAUCAUGAACACGGGUAAUUAGUAACAACGACUAGAGUGCAAACGGCAAAGUUGUGUCGCGAGUUACUACCCGUUAUUAUGAUUUUAGAAGUUCCGUCAAUCGACUGAGGAUGUACUCUCACAUAUAUACACUCACAUAUACAUGUUAUUAAAUAUGACUUAUUCUUUUGUUGAAAUAAAUAGAGGAUGUAUAUAUAUGUACGGGAGAAAUGUGUCAUUCCACUUUUGUGCACGUUGCAGUACACAGUAAUUCAGUCGUUUUCGAUCUACGGCUCUCGUCGCGUGCGUUGCAUUUUUUGUUACACGUUUACAAAGAUAAGCGGGAAAAGGUGUCACGCGAUAUUAUACCAAUUUGUUGCAUUGGACCGUAUAUAUACAUAUAUAUGUAUACAUGUAUGCGUACCUUGUCUUUUUGAAUAUCUUUUUAGGAUUAGCGGUAACUCUCUUCUGCGAAACUUCUUUACUUAUCGACCAAAUAAACGGGGACUUAAGUAACCGAGACGACGCUGCAACUCUGAUAUCUUACCGACGAUAUGACAGAAAUCGUGAAUGAUUUGAAAAUAAAUACGAUGAGACAAAG